Molecule: messenger RNA, 576 nt
Organism: Cladophialophora yegresii CBS 114405
Lineage: Eukaryota; Fungi; Ascomycota; Eurotiomycetes; Chaetothyriales; Herpotrichiellaceae
Exons: 3
Coding region: 1-576 (191 amino acids)
Biological process (GO): protein targeting to ER
Cellular component (GO): endoplasmic reticulum; mitochondrion
Source: RefSeq, a predicted model, not a curated record
AUGAAUUUCAUGAAUCCUCAAGUCACCAACUUGGUGAUCAUCCUUGGGAUGAUGCAAGUCUCGAAGCGCAUACCCUUUGAUGAUCCGCAAGUUCUUACCGGCGUCCGCAUUCUCUAUGCUGUGUCGAACCUGCUCAUCUUCGGGCUCUACUACUACAUCGGCAUGAAGAUCAAAGCAAAGAGAGAUUUGACCACGUUGAAAUAUGUCGAGCCUGCGCCGAUGGGCUCUGGCGAAGAACCCAAGCUCGUCACCACCACGAUCCAAGAGUACGACCAGAACCAACUCACGGCUGCCUACAAAGCACAGCUGAUGGGCGUUGGAAUGAUGGCUUUCAUGCAUAUCUAUCUCAAGUACACGAACCCGCUCUUGAUCCAGUCCAUCAUCCCCCUCAAGGGUGCUUUCGAGAGCAAUUUGGUCAAGGUCCACAUCUUUGGCAAGCCCGCGGUGGGAGAGCUCAAGCGACCGUGGAAGGCGUCAGGCGGCAUGAUGGGUAUGGGUCAAGGCGAGACAAAGAGCGACAAGGCUAGCAUUGAGGCUGCUGAGCGGGCUGGUCGUGGAGGAGCGAAGGAAGAAUAG